Messenger RNA from Toxotes jaculatrix (banded archerfish), 6114 nucleotides. RefSeq lists its product as uncharacterized. The record is from RefSeq and is a predicted model, not a curated record. Bases 218 to 1663 code for a protein of 481 amino acids. Gene Ontology annotation, biological process: monocarboxylic acid transport; transmembrane transport. Gene Ontology annotation, molecular function: monocarboxylic acid transmembrane transporter activity. The transcript is spliced from 5 exons. NCBI's taxonomy places the organism in Eukaryota, Metazoa, Chordata, Actinopteri, Toxotidae. Gene Ontology annotation, cellular component: membrane.
AGCGCCUCCCUCUGCAGCCCAGAGCAGCUCCACGUCAGGGAGCGGCUCACUCAGAGAAAUUUAAACACAGAGCCGUCCACCACACCGGCAGACACGGGCAUCUCUCUGCUCCAAGGUCACCGAGCCCAACAGCGACUGCACGGGACGCGUACACACACACACACCUCCAUCCACCCCUCUCAAAAAAGUGAAUAGCCAGUGUUAAGGUGGGCCAGCGAUGGCGCCCCCAGCCACAGGUCCCACCGCCGUGCCCCCACCAGACGGCGGUUGGGGGUGGGCUGUGGUGCUCGGAUCUUUCAUCUCCAUAGGCUUCUCAUACGCCUUCCCCAAGGCCAUCACAGUCUUCUUCAAAGACAUCCAGGUCAUCUUCGAUGCCUCCUACAGUCAGAUCGCAUGGAUCUCCUCCAUCAUGCUUGCGGUCAUGUAUGCUGCAGGUCCCAUCAGCAGCAUACUCGUUAACAGGUAUGGCUGCAGGCCCAUCGUCAUGAUGGGGGGCUGCCUUUGUUCCACCGGCAUGAUCUUAGCUUCCUUCUGCACCAACGUGUUGCAGCUUUACCUCUGCAUCGGAGUUAUCGGUGGACUUGGACUAGCCUUCAACCUUCAGCCAGCCCUGACUAUGAUAGGCAAGUACUUCUAUAAGAAGCGUCCCAUUGCUAACGGGCUGGCGAUGGCAGGCAGUCCGGUGUUCCUCAGCACACUGGCUCCUCUCAACCAGUACCUCUUCAACCGUUUUGGCUGGAGAGGCAGCUUCCUCAUCCUGGGCGGCCUGUUGCUGAACUGCUGUGUGGCUGGUUCCCUCAUGAGGCCUCUGGGACCACCACCCAGCAAGGUCAAGAAGGAUGAAGAGUUGGCUGCCAUCGCCACUACAACGAAAGAGAAGCAAACUGCCUGGCAAAUAGUCAAUAGGUACCUAGAUUUAACGCUUUUCAAACAUCGUGGCUUCCUCAUCUACCUGUCAGGUAAUGUCAUCAUGUUCCUUGGCUUCUUUGCACCUAUUGUCUUCCUUGCGGCCUACGCGAAGGACAUGGGUGUGGAUGAGUACUCAGCUGCCUUCCUGCUUUCAAUCCUGGCUUUUGUCGACAUGUUUGCGAGGCCAUCCAUGGGGCUGCUGGCCAACUCGCGCUGGGUUCGGCCUAAGAUCCAGUACUUCUUCAGCUUUGCUGUGUUGUACAACGGGGUGUGCCACAUCCUCUGCCCGCUGGUGGAAAGCUACACCGGUCUGGUGGUGUACUCUGUGUUCUUCGGCUUUGCCUUUGGAAUGGUCAGCUCAGUGCUGUUUGAAACACUGAUGGACCUUGUUGGGGCUCAGAGGUUUUCCAGUGCUGUGGGACUCACCACCAUUGUUGAGUGCUGCCCAGUCCUCAUUGGUCCACCACUAGCAGGGAAACUGGUCGAUGUCACAAAAAAUUACAAGUACAUGUAUUUUUGCUGUGGAGCUGUCGUGAUUCUGGCCAGUAUUUGGCUCUUCAUUGGAAACUUCAUUAACUACAGACUCUUGGAGCGUGAGCGCAAACAUGCGGAAAUGUACAAACGAACUGAGACAGAAGAUCCGGACCAAGUUCAGCAUGAGAAGGAGGCUGAUGGGGAAGUCCAGGCCACUGAGGACCUGGUCAACAAAGAUAAGAAAGAUGAGGAACCUAUGCAGCGGGAAACCAACAUCUAGAGCCUUCUGCUCUGCCAACAGCUUCACCUCCAGCUCAACUUGCAACACCUUCGACUACAAUUAAACUGAGCUCCAAGCCGAGAGGUGCCUGUGGGUGUACCACCAGGCUUUUCGGGGUCCGCUGCACUUCUCUAAAACUUACUGCCAAAGCAGCUUUUUAGGAUCUGUUUGUCAAAGAGCGUCAGCUGUGUCUAUAACAGGAAUAGUAACCUGAGAGAAAAGUGUAAGAUACUAUAUGCAUGUGAAGAGCCUAAAAGUCAGAAAAUGUUUGUGGAAAGCAGUGUAGUACUAACUGUAUUUUCUUAUUUGCCACGUUCACCUCAUAUCGGAUUUACUGUAAAUACAAGACUGCAGCUGAGGGACAGUUACCUUCAUGGCAGAUACCUAGUUGCAGUUACAGACAAGGACAUGGGAUUAUCGUUUUUGUAGUAACUCAACAAAAUUGUGUCAGCUGAGAGUAAGCAGAGCAACAAAUCCACAGAUAAUUGGGAAACUAGUCACAGUCAGACAAUCAGCUCUGCUUAAAAAAUAAAGUAUUAUCUGCUGCAGGUUGUUAAUGGUUGAUCUUUAGUAAUCUCCCUCUGUCCCAACAAGUUAAAAUAUUCCAAGCUGUAGCAACAAGCGUCAUUCUGUUUUCCCUCCCUCAUGUCUUCCGAUAUGACUUGAAUGCAGCAUUAGCUUGUUGCCAGUGUUCCAACAGCACCAGCAAACUGAAUUCCCAUGUUCAAAGUGAGAUCUCUUCAGAACACACUGAAGUCUUGGUAAACGAAGAAAGGUUCAAUUAAGAAGCAGACACAAUGAAAGGUUUCGUGGUGUUUAGAAAGACCUUUCUGUGACUGAAAGGUCACUGGUUUUUUUCCUACAACAGAAAGUGUCCAUACUUGGGGAAGUUUUGAACAACACUGGUCCCAGAUUUUGCGUUCACACCACAAGCAACAUAGUGUAUGUGUUGCAUUUUUGACAAAUCAACAGCUAAUUUAGGCUAAUGCUCCUGAAAUCAUAUCAAUAGGGAACAAAAUAUGAGCCGUGAUCUAGCCAUGAAGUUUGGCUGAGUUUCCCUUGUUGCUCAGCUCUGUAGGAAGCAAAAGCUCCUCAUGAUUUGUUGAUUGCGUUGCUUGCGCUGUGAAUACAGCUUUAGCAAUCUCAGUGCACUGGAAAUGGUUGAUCCAUGUGGGGAUAUCAAGAGAGCAAGAACGCAAAGACCUAAUUGCACUGUGUUGCAUAUGGCAACUGCGCGUCCUGAAAUUCCAACUUCCAUAAGAAGAGAACAGAUGUGUUCACAGCUGGUGACGCUGGUGCCCACGUAUUAUGCUGCCCACCCGAGCACUGUAAUGCUGUGUAGUAAAACGAAUGUCCUACUUUAAUACUUUCGAUCAAGUCGUAAAUUGCUCCCUGUAAGUUGUCUUGCGCUCCAUAUUGCACUCAUAUACAGUUAUGCUGCACUAAAAGAGAAAUGGCCAUACUUCACCCCAAACGUCUUUAUAAAACUGCUGCAAUUCAAUAAAUUUAAUUAUGGUUGAAUGUAAUUUCCUCUGUGGGCCUUAAUAAGGUAUAAAUGACCAAAACCCAUCUACAUUAUAGUGUAUUUUCUACACAUGUAGCCCAUGAGCAAUAUACUCUCUCAUAUUUAAAUGCAGAUAUACAGGGAAACGUAUUUCUUGUGGUCAGAUUAACAGUCCAUCCUAUGAUACAUUGCCUUAAAUGUGAUGUAAUUAAUGAAGUACAGUUGUACAGUGAAUACUUGAGAGUAUUAUAUGAAGCUGAUACACCUUUGUGUUAAAUAUGACUCACCUUUUUUCUCUUAUCAGUGUAAACUGUUCCACUUGUGUCCUAACGUGUCUGUACUGAAAUGUUAAAGCAAUGAGCUCAUUCUGUUCUGUCCAGUCUCUCCAUUAACUCAUUCAAGCAACCAGUGUGUUAAAACUGGCUGAAGGAAAACUACUAACACUGCUAAUUAAUGAAUGCUAAUCAAGUCUACCUGUAUGUACAGCCGUAUCGUGUGCACUCACUCACAUGUACUGGGUAAACAUAUCGUGUGACAAUUUAACUGUCUGUUGCUAUAAAUGUCAGUGUUGUUGGAUAUUCUAUUCAUUCCACGUGUUGAUUUUUGUAAAGGUCACCCUGCUGUGCUGUUGAUCAGUUUUUGUCUCGAAAACCUGAAGCUAAAAUCUGACCAAAUGGUGUCCUGCCUCAGAUGUCCAAACAAAGCCAAACACAUUUUAAUAACAAAUGUAGUUUUUCAAUGCAAUCAUGAACAAAAAAAGAGAAAAAAAGAAAAAACCUUAUUGUUUUUCCUGCUUUGAAUAGUUGAAUGUGAAUUCAGACUCAUGAAAAUAGAUGUCCAGCUGUGUAGCAGUGGCUCUCAACAAUGUACCAUCUUUACCCAAGACUAAUUACAACCAAACACCAAGCCACAGAGGAAAUCCUCUAUGGUUUAUGGUGAAAGGAGAUCAAACAACUGCUGUUGUUUGUCUGGAUGAAUUCUGAGGGUAUCAGUGGAUCAGCACUGUUGAGAAAAACUGCUCUGAUAUUUACUGUAAAUAAGAUCAUUUUUGAAAGAUUUGCACACUGUUCUGUUCCAGUUUUAUGAAGCUCUUGAUAUCGGGCUUGCUUUUGGACCUGGACUUGGUCUCGCUUAUAUUUCCAUAUGGUGAGGAGCCAGUCUGGUUUGAAGCAGCCCCAACACCAGAUAAACAAACCCAGGUUGUUAUGGCUUUAUUGGGCCUUGUGUGUUGAGGUUACCUCUUGUUAGACACUGACUCAGUCUGUUCAUUUAGUUUCUCAGACUCAAUCUCCCACAAUUUACCUUGUUCACCAGCAUUUCAUGCCGAUAUUAGUAUUAUCAUAUAUAUUACCAUGUCUGUACCUUUCUUAUAGCUUUGGCUAAUGAAUAACAUUGAUACUUUAUGAAUGUUGACUUAUCCUGUUUGCACUUAAUCAGUGGAAAGAGGGACUACUUUCAUUCACUAUGCUCACUGUACAUCACGAGGGAAACAGACUGUUGUACAAUCACUUUCUACCUAAUAACGCUGCCCCCUGCUGGUUUCAGACCACCUAGACCAAAAGGUAAAGCCAAGCUCCCCUUUCAAAAGGAGCACUGGUUUUCAUAUAUUAUUCUUUGUCAAGCGCAUACAAGGUUUCUGUUGAUAAUGUAAAUGCAUCUGUUCUUUUUUUUUUUUUUUUUUUUUUCAUUUUUGCUGGUGAUAUUGUCAUUAUAAAUAUACUUUCUUGGUAUUUAAAUGUUAAAGUAUACUAGUAGAGCAACCCUGUAAUGGUUUGAUGAAAGUAAGGGGAAUACCACUGAAUUUCAGCAAUGUGUUUCCUCUUUAAUCAGAACUAAGACCUGAGUAAAAUGAGCUAAUUAUUCCUUGUGUAGAUGGAGCAGGAAUAACAGCAGUGGUCAUGGAAGCAUACAGCAAAAACUGCAGCAUCUGUAAUGGUUCAAGGCAGCAGUUCCCAACCUGGUGGUCAGGACCCCAAAAAGGGGCCACAGGAUUAAUGUAAGAGGUCCUGAGGUAAUUAACACAAUGAGAUAGAAUCAAGAACAUGAUCUGUGACACAAAAUACUGUUUAUUCUGUCUUGUGAAGCUGCUGCUUUAGAGGUCCCAAUCAUUGGUGUCACAGAAUGACAUGAUAAAUAAUGCAUACUUGAAAUGUUGUGGUAUUCUCCUUAUUAUACAUUGUACCGCAAAACCAUGAAGCUAAUUGUCCAAAUGUAAGCAAUACAUUUGUAUGUAAUUUGGUUAAAAAUGCUCAUUCUAAGAACAAAAGGAAAUGUGUUAUAGUAUUUGAAUCCAAAUAGAGAUAAUUAGGAGUGGAUCUGACAUGCACCAAUAGCCUUAUUGAUUCUGUUGCUUAGCAUCACAUUUAUUCGGUGUUUCUUUCCUUUUUACUUGCAUACCUGUAUUUAGAAAGAGUUUUAUUUCAAGACCAGAUUUGUCAGAGGUUAAAUUAAAAUAGAUGAAUUAAUUUAAUAUUAUUAUUUCUGUAAACACACACAACUGUUAUUUAAAAAGGAAAUGUUCAGGGGUUGAAAAUUGUUUUUAUUAAUUAAUAUGUGAUAGGGGUUUUUUGUUGUUGUUUUCAUGAUGUGUAGAAUCAAUACGCAGAAUGUAAAAGGCUUUGUAAAGGCCUGAAAGAGACUGGAAGAGAUGUCACUCAGUUUGGUGAAGGGUACUUGUAAAUGUCAAGAAGAAAUGUGGCCACGUGCCACCACUUCUGUUUUUUAGAGUCGUCUUGGAAAGCACUUAACAGCUAACACUCUGAGCUUCUGACAGUGUUUAGCUGAGAAAUGACAGCAGAUUUGUGCAGUUUCAGUUAUGAGGGAGACAUCAUCUGAUUGGUUGAGUUAAUCAUUAAGAGCCAAAAAGAAAAAAAAAAAAAAAAAACAAGCAGUUUUUGUGAACUCAGUGGAAAAAGUGAGGUGUUUUGCCACCAGAGAAAUGAAUCAG